AUUUUUGAUUGGUGGAAUUUGACCACGUGGGAAACACAGGGAGACCAAAGAAUAGAACUUUCUGGUUAUUCUCAGCAUGAGUUUUGGAAUUUGGCUUUUGGGAUAUUCUAGAAUUUCGGCAGCAGAUGGGUAAUUUUAUUAGGAUUAAAUCAUAAGCGAGGCAACCGUAUUUUUCGAACACCAAAUGAAACAGCCUCGUUUGCGCCCUAAUUAUACUCUCGAUAUCAUAGAAAAAUAAAUUUUGAUGUUAAUCUCAAGACUUUUUUGUUGAAAGUGAUUGAAAAGUAAUUGAAAAUAAAUGAAAAAUAAAAUCAAAGCAAAAACCCUCGAAAGCGGACACCCUGUUGUGCCCAUAAUGCACAGCGAGCCGCACGGUUGAAGGGAAAUGGCGGACAAGCUUGAACUGGAAGAUGUCCGAGAAGUCCAUCGAAGAAGCUCUAGAUUACAAACGAGAGCAGUCUCCAGAUUGACAGCUGCCAAAGACCCUAAAGAUCAGCAUAAAUUGAGGGAUACCAGACAAAGAAGGCUUCCACCAAGGCAACAGCCUAUUAAACCAGCCUCUAAAGAUUCUGACGAUGACACAGGGAGCCAUACAAGUGGUCAUGAGAAUACCGAAGAUGAUACUGAUGAUGGCAAUGAUAAUGACAACAAGGAAGGUUCAAGUGGCAAGGAUGAUGAGAGUGAGAAUGAGAAAAUAAUUGUCCCUAAAGCCCUUGGGAAUGAAUCAGCCGUCACAGGACAGGAAGUGUUUGGAUUUCAAACCCCACGCCGAGCUGGCUCCUUAGCAGCUGCUGCAUCAGAGGCCAUUCACCUUACAGCGAAAACACCCAAAUCAGCAAAGUCAAUAAAGGGAAAAACCCCUAAGAGUGCUACUCAAGAAAAAGCUAAUGCCAGGAAAAGAAACCAGGACAAUCAUGCAUCAGCCAAAGACCUCUCUCCUGACAAAACAAAGAGAUCAAAGCCUACUACACCUCAUCAGGGUAAAAGAAUAGCAUUAAGAGUCCCUGAUGGAUCAGAAGAGGAAUACAGUGAUGGUUCCAGUGACGAAGAUGCACAACCCUACAAGAGGUCAGAGACAGACAAUCCUGAGGAAAUAAUACAGGAAUACUUUGCAGUGCAUCACAGCACAAAAUGCUUGACAUCCGACCGCACUCUUGCAAGCUUGGGAGCGCCCUUAAUGGACCAAGAGGAAUUGUCAGAACACCUUCAGCAAGUCUCUGCUACACACCAGGAGGAGUGUGUCAAACUCUAUGCCAAAUACCGCUCAUUCUUUUCCAAGUGGGUCUUCCAAAUCAGACAUGGAUUCAACCUUCUCUUCUAUGGGAUGGGUUCAAAGAAGGUGCUUAUGGAUCAGUUCAGAAGUUCUAUGCUGCAGGGGCUCACUCAGCUUGUAGUCAAUGGGUUCUUUCCCAGCAUUACCAUAAAACAAAUUUUAAAUACUAUAACAGAGGAGGUGCUUGAGCACGAUGGAGCAUUCCGGAGUGUUAUUGAUCAGACGACCUUCAUAAGAGACAUGUUUAAUAAGGGAAAAGCUCCCGGCAGCCUCUAUCUUAUAAUUCACAAUAUUGAUGGCCCGAUGCUGCGGUCCAAAAAGACCCAGACCAUUCUCAGUCUUCUUGCUGAAUCUCCCUUGAUCCACAUAAUUGCAAGUAUUGACCACAUCAAUGCCCCUCUUGUGUGGGAUCAAAGUAUGUGCAGCCGAUUCAAGUGGCUGUGGAAUGAUGUGUCGACGUUUGAGCCGUACGUAGAAGAAACGUCUUACGAGAACUCUCUUCUGGUACAGCAGUCAGGAGCACUCGCCCUGAGCUCCAUGGCGCACGUGAUGCGCAGCCUUACGCCGAACGGGCAGGGCAUCUUCCUCGUCAUAGUCAAGAAACAACUGGAGGAAAAGGACAACUCCUCGUACAUUGGGAUCGCGAUGCACGACUUGUAUACAGCGUGCAGGGAAAGGUUCCUUGUGAACAGCGAACAAACCUUGAGGGCUCAGCUCACAGAAUUUCGUGACCACAAGCUUAUACGCUCCAGGAAGGGGGCAGAUGGUGUGGAGCAUCUACAUAUUCCUCUGGACACUGCAACACUCAAGCAAUUUCUUGAAGAGCAGGAACAAAACAGAUGACAGCGGGUAUAGGCGAAUGACAACUUUAUUGAGGAGAAGGAACAAAACAGUUGACAGUGAGUCAAUAAAGAAAAGUUGGCAAUAAA
Molecule: messenger RNA, 2202 nt
Organism: Nematostella vectensis (starlet sea anemone)
Lineage: Eukaryota; Metazoa; Cnidaria; Anthozoa; Actiniaria; Edwardsiidae
Product: origin recognition complex subunit 2
Exons: 17
Coding region: 386-2116 (576 amino acids)
Biological process (GO): DNA replication
Cellular component (GO): nuclear origin of replication recognition complex; nucleus
Molecular function (GO): DNA replication origin binding
Source: RefSeq, a predicted model, not a curated record